Alternaria burnsii is the source of this 1098-nucleotide messenger RNA. RefSeq names its product g-patch domain containing protein. The record is from RefSeq and is a predicted model, not a curated record. Bases 1 to 1098 code for a protein of 365 amino acids. The transcript is spliced from 3 exons. Gene Ontology annotation, molecular function: nucleic acid binding. Lineage: Eukaryota; Fungi; Ascomycota; Dothideomycetes; Pleosporales; Pleosporaceae.
AUGGGUCUCGCAGCGCCGAAAAACCGAACGAAGAUCUCGAACGAUCCCCAGAACACUAACUGGGCAAACAACACCUCGCGCUUCGGCCAUCGCAUAUUGACCUCGCAAGGAUGGCAGCCCGGAAACUCUCUCGGUGCGACGGAUGCCUCCCAUGCUGCUCAUUAUACCGCCGCCUCGCAAUCGCAUAUUCGCGUGUUUCUCAAAGACGAUAAUCUUGGCUUGGGCGCAAAGCGAGGGAGUGAGCGCGCGGAAAACUUUGGUCUCGCAGGACUAGAGAGCAUUCUUGGGCGUCUGAAUGGCAAUGAGGCCGAGGUCAAGAAGGAAGAAGAAAGGCGAGAGGAGAUUGAGAAAAGGGCGUUCGUGUACCGCAAGUACGGCAUGAUGAAUUUUGUUAGCGGCGGUUUUCUGGUGGGCGACAAGAUCACGAAGAGCUCCGAUAUCAAGAAGGAAGUGGAGAUCAAGUCUGAGAUCAAGUCUGAGCCAGAAAGCGGCGACGGCGCAUUGGACAAGAAAGAUAAAAAGAGGAAGCGCGAUGACCGCACCGACGACGAGCUCAAGGUGAAGCGCAAGAAGAAGAGCGAGGACUUGCGCGACGAAGCAGAGAAGGGAAGCGACAAGUCGAAAUCGAAGAGGGACAAGAAGGACAAGAAAGACAAGAAGGAUAAGAAAGAUAAGAAGAAGGACAAGUCGAAGAAGUCAAAGCGCGCGUCCUCAUCAGACGCGGAAUCCUCCACCGACGAUGUCGCUGCUCCGGCAUCUGAUCCCGAACCGCUUACGGACAAAGAGCAACGGAAAGCUGAGAAGAAAGCACGCAAGGAGGAGAAGAAAGCCAAGAAGGCUCUGAAGAAAGCAGCCAAGAAAGCAGCGAAAAAGGACAGCUCGGACGACUCCAGCUCUGAAAGCGAGGAAGACGAGAGCACGCCGACAACGAUUUCGUCGGUUCCUCUGUCAAAAACAUCCACAUUGGUACCUGCUGGUUUAUCAUACACUCCAAGAGGCAUGCAUGCUGUUAGGCAGAAAUGGAUCCGUCAGAAGAAGGCUGCGACUAUGGAUGCACAAGCCAUGAAAGAGAUUUUUAUGAUCAAAACACCAUCAUAG